UUAAUUACUAAACAAAACAAGUUAAUUCUUAGGAAUUUGAACAAAUGAAGUUUAAUUGUAAACUGACAUUAUAGUGAUAUUUACAUUUUCGUUUGUCAUUUUAUUAUUUUUAAAAAUGGAAAAACAUUUAAACCGUGUGAUGGAAGAAAUAAAUAAUCAGCCUGGUGUUUAUGGAUGUGUCCUUUCUGAUCAUCAGGGACUGUGUUUAGGAGCUCAAGGAAAAGCAUCUACAGAUAGUUCUGGAAUAAUUAGCGCUAUAGCAGAACAAGCAGCAAAAUUAGAACCCAGAAAUGUUAUGCCUAUUAUAUGUUUAGAAAACGACAACAGACAAAUUAUAAUCAGAAGACAUGGUGUUGUAACCUGUGCCAUUUACAAAAAUGUUAAUAAUUAAACUAUACUAAUACUAAGUUUUUGUAAUUAUAUGGAUUUUCUAUUAUAAAUAACUGCAUUAUAAUUAAUAAAAAGUACCAACUUAAACAAUAA
Aethina tumida (small hive beetle) is the source of this 483-nucleotide messenger RNA. RefSeq names its product ragulator complex protein LAMTOR5-like. Gene Ontology annotation, cellular component: lysosome; cytoplasm; Ragulator complex. Gene Ontology annotation, biological process: positive regulation of TORC1 signaling; cellular response to amino acid stimulus. NCBI's taxonomy places the organism in Eukaryota, Metazoa, Arthropoda, Insecta, Coleoptera, Nitidulidae. Gene Ontology annotation, molecular function: guanyl-nucleotide exchange factor activity. The record is from RefSeq and is a predicted model, not a curated record. Bases 116 to 391 code for a protein of 91 amino acids. The transcript is spliced from 3 exons.